Megalobrama amblycephala (Wuchang bream) is the source of this 903-nucleotide messenger RNA. It is a transcript of the gene cxcl8b.3, whose product is annotated as chemokine (C-X-C motif) ligand 8b, duplicate 3. The coding region runs from base 286 to 564 and encodes 92 amino acids. Gene Ontology annotation, biological process: neutrophil chemotaxis; inflammatory response; antimicrobial humoral immune response mediated by antimicrobial peptide. The record is from RefSeq and is a predicted model, not a curated record. Gene Ontology annotation, cellular component: extracellular region. Gene Ontology annotation, molecular function: CXCR chemokine receptor binding; chemokine activity. Lineage: Eukaryota; Metazoa; Chordata; Actinopteri; Cypriniformes; Xenocyprididae. The transcript has 3 exons.
GAAAAUGUUGAAAAUGUAUCAUCAAAUGUUUCUCAAAGCAUGCCUUCCUCCAAAGCUCCUGGAACAAUUCAGCAGAAUUUGGGUUCACUGAAGGGAGACUUGUUGCACAAUCACUUUUGAUUAACGUGAUGUCAGUACCGAGGUUCUUUAAAAGAGAAAGUCCUGCCAAAAUACUCACACACUGUCUGCAGACGGGUGAAUUAGAGAAGUGAAUUGCUCUAGGAAACAUCUGCAGCUUUACCUUUUAUUUAGUUACACGUUGAUUGCUCAUUGGGAAAUUUCACAAUGAUGAAGUUCACCAAAGCAACCUUCGUUUUUUUGACAUGCAUGACACUGCUGUCCAAAAGAGAAGUCUUUGCUGCUAGACUGUUGGCUCCACAGCUACGCUGCCCGUGUCUUCGAACAUAUUCCGGAAAACCAAUUUACCCCAAACUAAUACAGAACAUACAGAUGAUUCCUGCUGGAGCACAAUGCAGAAACAUGCAGAUCAUUGCCACACUGAAACAAGGACAGACCUGCCUCAAUCCCAAAGAUGAAUGGGUGAAAAAGAUCAUCGAAGGAUAAUUUCUCAUGUUUACAUGCAAACGUUUUCUUACUUUAUGUUUAGAGACCUGUUAAAUGCAUCUGUUCAAUGCAAACAUACAUCUACCAUUACAAAAUGUCAAUAGAACCCUGUUUGGAUGCUCGUUAAAAGUGAUAGAGAAACACAUUUUGACUACGCAAAUUUAUGAAAGCUUUAGAAAAUAUGCAUGAUGCCAAAUGUUAGACUGUAUUGUCAUUUUGUCUGAAAGCACUAAUGCUGAUGUACCAGAAGUGAUAUUGCAUGAAAGUAUAAAAAGUAUUGUAGAUCAUGUAAAAAAAUAAAUAGAAAAUAAAGUUGUUUUUUCUCAUUUUCAACAAUCU